UUUAGGGUCCCUGCGACGGCUGGGUUUCUCUUUCUACCUUCGCCUUUUCCACGUUAGUCAGCCAUGUCUCGCAGUCCGGUGUGGUUGUGCACUUCUCACUUCCUUUUCCUCUCCCUCUUCGUCCUACCUCUCGUGAUUGCAUCGGGAGGAGAUGAUGAGGUGAGGGUACGGGAGAGAAGACAGGCAGAGAAGACAGCAAAAGAAAAGGUGGAUUUCAAGUCACUGACCAUCGAAGAACUCUGCAAGGACCGGCGAACCAAUGAAUUCUUCCGACUGACCACCGAUGGAGACUGUCGAGACGUUGUCAGAUGCGAUCGAGCAGGACUGACCGGGAAGAUUCGUCUGGCCGGGGUCAGAUGUCCGAAUGGGCUCGCCUUCGAUGUAGACAGGCAGACAUGCGACUGGAAGGCAAAGGUGUCAAACUGCGAUCGGCUGGAGAAGCCAAGGAAACCCCUGCCGAAGCUGGUGACCAACGAGCCCAUUUGCCCCGAGAAUGAACUCUCUUGCGGGGACGGGGAGUGCAUCGCCCGCGAACUUUUCUGCGACGAGAAGCCCGAUUGCCGAGAUGGAUCUGACGAGAACGCUUGCACCGUGGACCAAGACCCGAAUGCAGCUCCGAAAUGUGACCGAUCGCAGUGUAUUCUGCCAGACUGCUUCUGUUCGGCUGAUGGGACUCAGAUCCCAGGAAAUUUAGAGCCGUCUCAGGUCCCACAGAUGGUCACCAUCACCUUCUCUGGGGCCGUCAACGUCGACAACAUCGGUCUCUUUGACGAGAUCUUCGACGGCUCCCGACAGAACCCCAACGGCUGCCAGACUCGAGGGACGUUCUUCGUGUCGCACAAGUACACCAAUUACUCGGCAGUGCAAGAACUGCAUCGGAAGGGGCACGAAAUCGCUGUCUUCUCCGUCACGAGCAAAGAGGACGAGAAUUAUUGGACCGGGGGGUCUUAUGACGAUUGGCUCGCCGAAAUGGCAGGCAGCAGGCUCAUCAUCGAACGCUUUGCCAACAUCACCGACAACUCUGUCAUUGGAGUGCGAGCUCCGUACCUUCGAGUUGGGGGUAACAAGCAGUUCGAGAUGAUGGCGGAUCAAUUGUUCGUGUACGAUGCUUCGAUCACGGCCCCUCUUGGCCGAGUCCCCAUAUGGCCAUACACCUUGUACUUUCGAAUGCCUCACAGUUGCCAUGGAAAUGGACAGAACUGCCCCUCUCGUAGUCAUCCCGUUUGGGAAAUGGUGUUCAACGAAUUGGACCGAAGAGAUGACCCGACGUUUGACGAGAAGCUGCCAGGUUGUCACUUCGUAGACUCUUGCACCAACAUUCAGACCGGAGAACAGUUUGGUCGUCUCCUUCGACACAAUCUCAACCGUCACCUCAGCACAAACCAUGCUCCCUUGGGUCUUCACUUCCACGCCUCUUGGCUUCAGUCUAACAAGGAGUUCAAGUCAGAGUUGCAGAAAUUCAUGACUGAGAUGUUGAACCGGAAUGACGUCUACUUUGUGUCCAUGCUUCAGGUGAUUCAAUGGAUGCAGAACCCGACGGAGCUUACGGCGAUCAGGGAUUUCCAGGAAUGGAAGGAGAAAUGCGACGUGAAGGGGAAUCCGUUUUGCUCGCUGCCGAACCCCUGCCCCGUGACGACGAGGGAAUUGCCUGGGGAAACGUUGAGACUCUUCACUUGUAUGGAAUGCCCCAAGAAUUAUCCUUGGAUCUUGGAUCCCACUGGGGAUGGCCUCAUUUGAUCAAUGAUCAUUCCCCGACUCACGUGCAUGCAUCCCAACAUCUGUGAUUUCAUUCCAUUGUCCAUGGUUUUUUUUGUUGGAUAAUUUUUCUCCCGUAAAUUUAGACUCUUGUAUGGAUGAGGACAGUGGCAGUAGCAAAGGCGCGGAGACCCUUCGAUGAAGGAUCAAGCAAGUAAACGCGCGGGGCCCGAAAUUCCCUUCAACCUUUUUCAUAAUGUGUAAUACAUUUUUAGUGACUCCCAACUUCUGGAAUUUCCCUGAGUUGACCAAAUAAGAGUGUUUUAUGCCGCUUGCUGCUCCUAC
This is a messenger RNA of Darwinula stevensoni, 2040 nucleotides long. The record is from the annotation of a GenBank genome assembly. NCBI's taxonomy places the organism in Eukaryota, Metazoa, Arthropoda, Ostracoda, Podocopida, Darwinulidae.